UACAUGACUGAAGAUAUCACGUUCGCCCGUAUAAGACCGAACAUAACAGGCGUAUAACUCCAGCUGUGACUGCGUCUGUUCAGCGUCCAACUCCGUUUUAGAGCUGUAACAAGGGUGACAACCAGCAACGGACGGAAGAGGACGCACCACAGCCAGAGCGCACAGUGUUGUGUUUGUUGGACACAUGGAUUUCAGCGAAAACUAGUACUAUCCAGACCUAAGGAAUUGGUUGAGAUAAGAAUAUAAGGAGCGCUUUUUAAUCAUCCAACCGAGAAGAGCCAAGUUGCUCCGGAUUUUUGUCCGUCUUUGCACCAAGGGAAUGCGGAGGGAGGAAAUCCAGUCUCAGCUCCAAAUAAGCAGAGACUCUUAACUGAGUCUUCUCCAAACACAGGAAAUACGGCCUGGGAAGAAAAAAAAAGUUUGGGAGCUUUUGGGAACGAGAGGGGGCCUAUCGCUGACGCUUUGCAUGCGUUUUAGGUUACGACUUGACAUUUUUACCAUAACAUUUUGGUAGUUAGUGUUCCAUCUGUCCUACAGAGGAAGUUGUAGAAAAGCAUUCCCAUUUUACAUGCUGUUGGUGGUGUUAUUUGCAAAAGUUUUGAUCAUCACUAUUUAUAGACCAGCCUGUUCCGACCGAGGCUGUUCCUCAGAACUGUAGCCUAUGUUUUGCCAACUGCGCGCAACAAGUUGCAGACACUGUCAGCAGAGAUAAACCUACGCCAAUUUGGGGCAGUGGAUGGAAUUUUCUGCUCUUGUCUUUUCGGACCAUUCGUCUUUGAAUAGCGCAUACCCCUCCCCGAGCCCCUCUUUGAAAAGCAAAGGGGAAAAUAAACGGUGGAGAUCCGGAGAGGGAGUUCAGGAAAGGACGGGGCUGCAUCGGUGGGAAUAGGCCUGUCUGACAGGCCUUCAAUGAUUUGGGUCUUGGGCUGGACAGGGCAAAAUAACUCGGUCACGAAUUGUUUAGUUUUUCUUCAAAUUCUUUUUUCUUUCUUUUUGGAGUGGCCCGUUCGAAUAAAGAUGGAAAUUGAAUGUAGGGGAAUAAGAAAGGGAAUUCCUUCACGCUUUGAGCCGUGUAUGAGAAUGGAUGUAGUGAGAGGUAAAACCCAUUUAAUAACAGAUCAUCCAUUUUUUUAAUUACCUGGAUGAAGUGGUUCUUCUCAUUUCAGACUGGCAUGGGUUUUAAUUGAAACAUUUACUGUGUUUAAAGAUAACCACGCUCGAUAAAAUGAAGGGAAUUCAUAAACUCCAAACACAUUUUUAUUUCAAGACUGGUGGUCGUUGAUAAUAACAAGAUUUUGGAUGUGUUUUAACAGGGAAAGAGGAGUGUAAAUGGACCAUUUAUCGCGUAUUUUGUGGAGAUAAGAAGGACAUUGUAACUUUUACAGCCAGCUGUUGACAGCUUAAAUCAGUAUCUGCACACACGAUGAAACCUUGGACUUGAACUGUUUUUUUUUUCUUCUUCUUUUUCACUCAAUCAACCUGAUUGAAGGAUGAGGGAAGAAACUGGCAUUUUUUCCUGACGUUACCUAACUUUAUUGUGUCAGUAGUAUCAAAACCUUGCGCACAUCCACAGGAGAUCAUUACCAGUCGUGUAACGUCAGGGCUGACUUGAUGAAGAAAAACCGUUGCAUCACUAACCAGUCUUUUCCGAGAAGGAUGUUCAAUUCAGGAGGCAGAAAGAGUGAUGAGUGUUUUUACCGCAGCUGGAGAGAAAGCCGGGCUCCUACCCAGAGCCUCUUUGGAGAGGGAUGCAUGUAAUGUGAGCACUGACGCAAAACCCAGACUCGGAUAAUGGUGUGCUCAAGAAACUGGAACGGCGCGUCUUAUGUGAGUGAGUGAGUUGAGUGUGCAGGCUGCUGUGUGCGUAGCCAAUACGUCUGUACCGCGCUCACCAUUCAUGCAGUGUGAUUAUUCUAACGAACACCUUCCCUCGUCUGCCUUGUUUUGUCACUCCGUCACAGCCGCCUCCUCCUUCCUUUUCCGCGCCACGCGUGCACACCCGGCGCUCGUGCACUGAGUCUAAUUGCCUGAGCGCCUUCAGAAGAUAUUAUUAUUAAUAUUUAACACCCCUUGUUGCACAUCUCCCUCUCCACUCGUUUCCGCGUCACACCAGUCAACAUGGCCACUCUUCAACAUCACCGGCAGCUUCUUAUGCAUGGCACGGAGGUGAGCUGCGGCUCCGGCGGGGAUGGGGCUGUCACCGUGCGGAUUACCAACAACUCCCCACACCUGCAUCAGCGCGAGCCACCCAGGGCUGCCAAUAGUGGAGCAGGAGGAGCUGGAGGCUGUGGGGGUGCUAAUAAAGUGAACCCUAACCUGCACAAAUACAGCAUCUCCUCCAGCUGCAGCUCUGCAGAUUCCAGACCGGCUGUGACCUCCACUUCGAGGGUGAAAAGAAUACCGCCCCUGUUUGAGCGUUCUGCCGCCCAGUGCUGGGACCCCAAGUUUGACUCUCCUGUCCUGGAAGAGGCGUGCCAAGAGAGGUGUUUUCCUCAAAAGCAAAGGCGGUUCCGCUAUGUCUUGUUCUAUCUAGCUGUGGCAGCUGGACUCUGGGGGGUGUACUUUGGGGUCAAUAAUGACCGCUGCUGCCCUACGACCUUCCUAGCACCCACUGCCUCGUUUUUGGCCUUAUUAGUGCUCCUCUUUUUGUUCACCUUCACUCAGCCAUAUUCAUGGUGGUACAACCAAACCACCUUGCUCCUGAUAGCAGUGACCUUUGCCAUAACUUUGGCUCCACAGAUACAAACUGCUGGUUAUACUGAGCUGGAGUGGGCUGGUGGUGGGAAUGCCUCAUAUCACUCCUUGAAGAAUGUGGCCUCACCUCAAGUCCCUUGCAUCUCCCCUGUUGGCACCUUUUCUUUGUGUAUGGAGGUUCUUUUGUUAUUAUACAGUGUUCUCCAUGUCCGCCUGUAUGCUUCGGUAAUGCUGGGACUCCUGUAUUCUAUAUUGUUUGAGGCAUUAGGAUGGCUUCCAUUGCUUCACAGGAGUUAUGACACAACUGGACAUGUGUCAGGGUUAGUGGGCACUGACUGGGAAGAGGACACACUACGCUGGCUGGGCCCAGCCAAAGGCCUACUACACUUAUGUGCCCAUGUCAUUGGCAUCCACCUGUUCAUCAUGUCUGAAGUACGUUCCCGUAGCACAUUUCUAAAAGUGGGCCAGGCUAUCAUGCAUGGCAAAGACUUAGAGGUGGAAAAGGCCUUGAAGGAGCGUAUGAUUCACUCAGUCAUGCCAAGACGAGUUGCAGACGAGCUGAUGAAGCAGGGCGAUGACGAGGGUGGUGGCGAGAAUUCUGGCAAGCGAUACUCCUCUGGUGCCUGCUCUGCCUCGGCUGUCACAGUGGGUGGUGGAGGAAGCGGCGGAGCUUCUCAAGCACAAAGUGUCAUGAGCUCCAAGAAUAACCCUCACAACAAUCACAAACGCAAAAAGACCUCGAUCCCCAAAGGGCAGAUCAUAUUUAGGCCCUUUAACAUGAAACGGAUGGAGCCUGUCAGCAUCCUCUUUGCAGAUAUUGUGGGUUUCACCAAAAUGUCUGCCAAUAAGUCAGCACCAGCUUUGGUGGGCCUUCUUAAUGACUUGUUUGGACGUUUUGACAGACUCUGUGAGCUAACUUUUUGUGAGAAGAUCAGCACUCUGGGAGAUUGCUACUACUGUGUAGCAGGCUGUCCUGAGCCCAGACCGGAACAUGCCCACUGCUGUGUGGAGAUGGGUUUAGGCAUGAUCCAGGCCAUUGAGCAGUUCUGUCUGGAGACAUGUGAGACUGUUAGCAUGCGUGUUGGUGUUCAUACAGGCACCGUCCUGUGUGGCAUCUUGGGAAUGAAGCGCUUCAAAUUUGACGUAUGGUCAAAUGACGUUAAUCUGGCGAACCUGAUGGAGCAGCUGGGUGUGGCAGGCAAGGUUCACCUGUCUGAAGCCACCGCCAGAUUUCUGGAUGACCGUUAUCAGGUUGAAGACGGGCAGGUGGCAGAGAGAGCUGGGCAAAGUGUGAUGGAGAAACUGAAGGGCAUGAAAACGUACCUGAUCUCAGGAAGGAAGCUGGACCAUGAUGUGCAGUGUGGCUGUUCUCAGGUUGGACUGUCAAGCAUGGAUUAUGUUGGAGCCAGCCUGUCCUCCUGCCCUCCACCCCGCACACCAGACCUCAUUGCUGGAGGGGCCCAUGCUCCUGAGUCUCUGCUGCCUCACCAACCAACAGACAAGACUGGGCCUCCCUGUGUGCACCACAGUACAGUAUGGCCCUCUGUGGCAGAGCAGGGUGAUGAUGUGGCCAUGUUGAAUGGCUGCCAGGAAGAACUCAAGACAAGCAGUGCCAAGUUUAUCCCAGGUCAUAGCCCCAGGGCAGCCAACGGCCUCCUGAGUCCUCCGCUGGAGGACCCAGUGCGUGCCAGUCAAAGUUCCCUGUGUGACAUCCUCCAGGAGAAAGAAAAGAAGACCAGCACAAGCACAGGAACUGGCACUAGCCUUGGCAUGGCUGGAGGCACGGGGGCAACAGGUUCAGGCAUGGAUCACUCUGCCCUCAUUCAGCUGCGUGCCGAGAACUUCAAAAAGAAAAGCGACGGCCACUUUGUAGAUGUUAUCAGGGAGGACAGUCUGAUGAAGGACUACUUUUUCAAGCCACCUAUCAACAAAAUCAGCCUCAACUUCCUAGAGAGAUCUCUAGAAAAGGCCUAUCGCAACAGCUACAAGGAGGAGGUGAAGAACAAGAUUAAGGUUCAGACAUUUGCGAGCUCCACCUUCAGCUCCUUUCUGGACGUUCUCCUCAGCUGUUUUGUCUCCCUGGCAUUAACCCUGGCCUGCUUCCUUCCAUCUCUGGUGAGCCCAGCCACUGUGGGCUCCUCAGCGCUCACUGCUCUGGUCGUGGCUCCCCUGGUUGCUCUGCUACAGUUGGCCUCACUGGUGUUUGCCAUACGCAUAACCUUCUAUUUGGAGGACCUGAUGAGCUGCACUCGCUCCCUUCUCAAGGUCAUUUCUGGCUGGGUCUCUCGCCAUGUGAUUGGGGCUGUUUUGGUUUCCCUUCCAGCCAUCUCUGUCCUGUCCCACCUCAUAUGCAGCGUUCAUCCUCCCCUUCAGGUGACCAUGUUCCUGUGCUGUGCCACCAUCCUGGCCAUCAUCCAAUAUUGUAACUUCUGUCAGUUGAGUUUUUGGAUGCGUUCAGUCCUGGCCACUGCUACAGGGGUCGCUCUGCUGCUAUUGUUGUACAGUCCCUUGCACAGCUCAAGUAAUAACAGCAUGCCACUUCAUGGACUGAACAUCUCCACACUGAGUGAAGGUGGUUCAGAACUGGGUCCAGGCCCUCCUCAGCAACUCUUUGAACUCUUGGUCCCAGAGGCCAUCCUGGCAUUUUUCUUGCUUCUUCUCCUCGUCUGGUUCCUCAAUCGUGAGUUUGAGGUCAGCUACCGUCUCCAUUACCAUGGCAACGUGGAGGCUGAUAAGCACCGCUCCAAGAUUCAGAUGAUGAGAGACCAAGCGGAAUGGUUACUGGACAACAUCAUCCCAAUCCAUGUCGCCGACCAGCUCAAGCUGACCCAAAGCUACUCCAAGAACCAUGACAGUGUUGGUGUGAUUUUUGCCAGUAUUGUUAACUUUAGUGAAUUCUAUGAAGAGAGCUAUGAGGGAGGAAAAGAGUGCUACCGUGUCUUGAAUGAGCUGAUUGGAGACUUUGAUGAACUCCUACGGAAAGCUGAAUUCAAAAGCGUGGAAAAAAUCAAGACUAUCGGCUCUACUUACAUGGCAGCAUCAGGACUGAAUGUCCAGCAGCUGGCUGAGGAAGAUGAUGAUUCUCCACAUGCCCAUCUCAGGGCACUUUUCAACUUUGCCCUUGAGAUGAUGGGUGUCCUGGAUGAUUUCAACAAAAACAUGCUGGGCUUUGGUUUUAAACUUCGUAUUGGAUUUAACCACGGGCCCCUAACAGCAGGGGUGAUUGGCACCACUAAGCUGCUUUAUGACAUCUGGGGGGACACGGUCAACAUUGCCAGCCGCAUGGACUCCACAGGUGUGGAAUGCCGGGUGCAAGUGAGCGAGGAAAGCCAUGCUGUGCUCAGCGCCAUGGGUUUAGAGUUUGACUACAGAGGGACAGUGAAUGUUAAGGGCAAAGGCCAAAUGAGGACCUUUCUCUACCCCAAAAGUGAGGAAAGUCCAUGCCAGGAUCGAAUGGAGCUGGCAGCUGGAGUUGGACCUUUGUCUGCGGCUUUACCUGCCAGUAACACUUCAGUAUACGCUGCCCAGGCAGUAGCUCCUCCUGCCUCUCCUUCCACUCCUUCAACCUUCUCUCUUUCCACUCUUUCCCCUCAGCCCCAAUGCACUGUAAGGCCUGUAGGGGCAGGGCCUGAGCCUAUCUCCGCCAAGUGCUCAGAAGUGAGGGACGAAGGAUAUAGGGACGCUGCACACCUACCUGAACAAUCCCCUGUCAUAGACAUCAUUCAGCCCCCUGCCCAUUCUGAGCCAGGCCCACAAGCCAGUGCUGCAAAAGCGCCCUCCCCAGUGCAGCCUGCUCCUCUCGCACUUCAGGAGGAAGAUGAAGAAGAAGAGGCCAACGAGUUUACAAAACUCAAUGAGGAGUUUUAUGCUCGUUUCUGAUCCCUCAUCUCCCCUGCCCUAUAUUCCCCGACUAACCCCAGCUGUUGCCUCUCCUGGUUCUGGUUGCAGAUGUGGGCUUCCUUUAAGCAAAGCGUUUUUGGCACAGAAGAAGGAGCUGGUCACUUCGACAAAAAUAACGGCAUCAAUGGCUUUUAAAACGGCUACCGAGAUUUUUCAUUGGAGUGUUGCCUUAGUGCGUGUUAGACCUGUGUUGAGCACAGUGGUUUCUAAUGGAGGAAAAGGAUGAAAAGGGUCAAGACAAAGAGAGGGAAGAUAUAUCGGUGUUGCUUAUUUUUUCCGUAAUAGUUUUUGUCAUCAAGUGCCUUCAGGACUAGAACAGUGAACAAAUAAAUAUAAAUACUGAACAAAUUUUAAGAAUAUCACACUACACAACACGCUGGUGGUUCAUACUCCGUGCUUUUAUUUCAAAUGCAAAUAUUUCUUUAUAAAUCAUUAUCUUUGUGCCAUAUCAGUUGUUUUAACUUGAUCAAAGUCCUGACUAUUGCGUAAGGAAAAUCUUCUUCUCUUUUUUUUUUUUUAGAUUUAAUUUAAGUGCCAGCACAGUAUGAUGGGCUGAGCAGGAAAUUAUGGGAAAAAUGAGGGAAUCACAUGAUGCAGUGUUAGUUUACAUAUUCUGCUUUUACACGAGGGCUUAAACACAGUAUUCAUUUAUGCCAGAGUUUCACUUUCAAGGGGACAUGCUACAAAAGCAGCUUGUGUAGAUUUUAGCUGGUAUUGUAGCUAAAUGCACAUUAUAAGCACAGUUCUUGCACAGUGUUUUAUCGACCACUUGUAUUUGGUAUCUUAUUACUGCUUAUUAGCUUAUAAGAAAUUUUAAUGAGUUCUUUCAAUCAAAAGCACAAAAUCUAAUUAGAUAAGGGAAUCUAUAGGUGGUUUUAAAGAGUAAUGCCAUCACGAAAGCAGGAAGGCACUUUAAAUAUACUUAAAGUCACUCCAAAAUCAGUUUUUUGAGUAUGUAACACUCACCCCCUGUAGACUGGAAAGAUGCAGCGGGAGGCUGAGAAGGUGGGUUGAUUCAUGCAUUUAACCUUAUAGAUGGCAAAAAAUAGAAACCCACUUUAUUUUGUAUUGUCAAUAGAUUUAAUUAAUGAAUGAAAAGACCAAAUCAAUCUGCAUCUGAUAGCCUUUGACUUCCCUUCGUUUUGUGGCAUUCGGCUGCAGUCCAGUUUGUAAAUUUGUCACAGGAGUUUAAAAAUGGAGAAAGCGAUUUUUUUAAACUUUAGUAUACACCAGAGAACUUUCUUGACAUACUGAAAAAAAGAUGAGGAAUGACAUCUAACUCAAAGCCAGCGCAGCAACUCUAUUUUUUCACGAGUCCUGAGACAGUAAAUUGUGAGACAUUUUUGGAGACUUUUCCAUUAUUGGACUUGGUGCAGUUUCAACAGAAGUAUUAUGUUACCUGGUUUGCUGAUUGUAAUAAUUUUAAGACAAUAAAAUAACCUACGCCAAGCUUUCAAAACAGGCAGCGCUGCCAGUAGAUUGAAUUAAUUACUGUUUGUGGUCUUUUCAUAUGAUGCAAUUAAACAAAUCCAGAACAACACCAGUUAUCCAUUAAAAAGCUACAGUGGGGUGAGAGUUGAAUACUUCAAUGAUUUUGGGUGGAAUACAACUUUUAACAGGACUGUGAGGGACAAUCACUGUGUAGUUAGACGUAGAUGACGGGGCGGUCCGCGUGCAGUCGCUUCCGUAUCAAAGAACAGAGCAACUGAAUUUUUUUUUCCACAGUACUGUGUUAAACCUCAGAGUUAAAAUUGUGUGAUGCUCCAUUUGUUGCUUUCAUUGCCAAAAACUAGACAUAAAAAGAAAGAAAAAAAAAAAAGAAAAGAAAAAAAAGAUUAGACCAUUGCUACAGAUUUACUCAACAGAUCAGUGUUGUCUGCCUUUAGCUGUGUGAUUUGCUGUUGAAGGGUUGGGACUUUUUAAAACCUCUUCCCUAAGAGGGGCCCUCUACUGUAUCGAUAUUGUGCCACUUUAAUAGAGUGAUCUAUAGGUGCAGUGCAACCUAAACUAGCUGAUUGUUUUGUGGUGCCUAAAAGUAUGACUGUAUUUUUUUCUUUUUCUUUUUUUUAAGUAUUUUGGUUUUCAGUAAGUUUUUUAUGCUGUCAUAAUAAGGAUAGAUUAUGAUUGUAUCUUUGAGAAAAUUAUGCUUCUACAGUGUUUGCUGCAAUUUUCAUUUGACAAAUUCCAUUUUUUUUUUUUUUGUUUUGUUUUGUUUUUCUUUGCUUCUUUCCAGUGUAUUCAUCCUGUUAUUAACCAGGUGUCUAAAAUGUUGUGGUCGUGUUCACAUUGAACAGCUGCCUCUGUUUGUUCUAUUUUGUCUUUAUUCACUUCAUGUUUUGCCUUUUCUCUUGAAAGCACUUAUUUUUCUCUUGUACUCUGUGUGUAUAUGUUCGGUAUGUGUGUGAGAAACUUCAGACUUGUACUAAAUAUCAAAAAGAGAAAAAAAAGGUGCAAAAGGAAAUCGUACUAGACCCCCUUUUUUAAGCCGUUAUCUCGUUGCAGCUGUCUCAUUUGUAUAGGAAUGACAUUUAAACUAUACAUUAUUUAAAAAGAAAAAGCAGGAAAGGCCUGAAAUUUCAGAUGCAUCAGUUGACACAUCACCAACACAUUACAGAGUCUUUCCUUCAAGUGUGGCCACAUGCAAAGAUACAGACAUGACAACAGAAUGGAGGAACCAUCUCUUUUUAUCUGUAUCAUCUGUAGCAUGAAAAUGUGUUUACCUCUGCCAUUGUGCAUUCCAAACAUAAACAACCAGUGCCUUUUCAUUUUGAUUAUGUUUAAUAAGUAAAUGUGAGAUGUGACUAUAUCAAAUAACAUAAUCUUAGUAGCAUAUAAUACCAUAAAAAUCCAAAGAAGCAUCCCCUUAAGCCGUCAUUGUAGCUUCAGACGUAGAGUAACGUGAGAUCUGCUCUUGUGAUGCAAACUUUCUUGUCCUCUUGUGAUGCAUUUAUCUCAUCUUACUUGUAUUUGUCAAAUGUAAUGAAUCAGAGCACACAAAGUUACAGAAAAAAUUAAAAUAUCAGGUAUCAGUCAUGAAGGAAAGUUCUUGUUUCUAACUAACAUUUUCCAAAUUACCAUUCUGCCUUAUGUAGUUUUUCUUUUUCUUUUUUUUUUAAGAUAAUCCAUGGGUUUCAAGCCAUGUGGCUGCACAGCAUUAAGAGGCUACCCCAAAAUACUUUUGAGUUAUAGGUGGACUCCAUGGCUACACAACCUUUCCAGUAGUACAGGGCUGUACAGUCCCGUAAAUAAAAUAUUAAAGUGAACCCCACUACCUCUGUGAUCUGUGAGGCAGUAAGGGGGGAGAUGUGUUUGUGAUCUCUUUUGCAUGUGAGCCAUCUCUUUUUUUUAUUCCACACCACACUCAACUUUCUUUUAUUUAAUUUCAGUAUCCCUCUUUCUAUAUUUAUGUUGGACCUGAAGCAUAUAUUCCCAAUAUUGCAGGAAAUUUAAAUCAUCAUGCUUUGCUUCUUUAAGAUUAUUAGGAUAUUGUAUUAAUAAGUUGUGAAUGGUGAGAUUUGUUUCAGUUUUGGCAAAGGGAAUGGAUUAGAAAACAGUACUCCCUUCACAAAAACGUAGUUUAAAAACAGUAAUGUGCAAGAAGAAUAAGUUGUUUAGCAAUCCCUUUUUGUUGAAGCAAUGUGAUUGUGUCCUAUGACAGUGAUAUAAUAAAAGACAUAGAAGGGCAUAAUGUUAGCAUUUACGUUCAUCAUCAUGAAACAGCAUCACCUAAUCACUAGUAAAUGGUGACAACUAUUAAACUGCAAAUAAAAUCAACCCAUACAAAAGUUAUACAGUGUUGUUUGAUUUGAAAUGUUAUUAGUUUUUGAUUUUAGCUUUUUUGUUUAUGGAUGAGAUGUAUUAUAUAUGUUUUGUGCACAUUACCCAUGUAUCAUUUAUCAACACAUGAUCGUAAUCUGUACACAUUUGCACAAAGCACUCAGUGUUUGUACAUAUGCAGUUAUUUUGUCACACAUGAUUUUUUUAUACAUGUGCAUGUGUCAGAGAUUUUUGUCUGAAAACAAAGAGACAUGUAUUAUCA
This is a messenger RNA of Melanotaenia boesemani (Boeseman's rainbowfish), 10633 nucleotides long. It is a transcript of the gene adcy9a, whose product is annotated as adenylate cyclase 9. The coding region runs from base 2119 to 6573 and encodes 1484 amino acids. The transcript is spliced from 11 exons. The record is from RefSeq and is a predicted model, not a curated record. Gene Ontology annotation, biological process: adenylate cyclase-activating G protein-coupled receptor signaling pathway; intracellular signal transduction; cyclic nucleotide biosynthetic process. Gene Ontology annotation, molecular function: adenylate cyclase activity. Lineage: Eukaryota; Metazoa; Chordata; Actinopteri; Atheriniformes; Melanotaeniidae.